Lytechinus pictus (painted urchin) is the source of this 4089-nucleotide messenger RNA. RefSeq names its product COP9 signalosome complex subunit 1-like. The coding region runs from base 100 to 1449 and encodes 449 amino acids. The transcript has 11 exons. Gene Ontology annotation, molecular function: protein binding. NCBI's taxonomy places the organism in Eukaryota, Metazoa, Echinodermata, Echinoidea, Temnopleuroida, Toxopneustidae. The record is from RefSeq and is a predicted model, not a curated record. Gene Ontology annotation, cellular component: COP9 signalosome.
UUCGAGUUAUUAGUUAUCACUAUUUUUAGCACUUUUUUUUUCACGGUAGAACUCAGCUUCAGACUUCUCGUCUUUUCAUCCGCGAAUCCAGAAAUCACAAUGCCGCUGCCGAUGUAUAUGCAGGGCCCUGUGGAGCCGAUGCAGGUUGAUAUGCAAGGUGAAGGUUCAGACUCGCAGGAAGAAUUGAGAUACAGCGUGGACAAUCCAACACUGGAUGUUGAAGCCUAUGCGGCAAGUUACAUGGGAUUGGCAAAAAUCAACAGACUCCUGUUUGUCGCCCUCCAUUGUCCAGCCUUCAAGAUUGAGGCUCUUCGAAUGGCUUUGAACUACACACAGACAACCUACAAUACACACAUGUAUCAGCUUGUACACAGGAAACUCACUGAUGCUGUAUCCAAUUCCUCUGUGUUACCUGAUGCUGUAUCUGGGGUAGUUCACAACAUACCAUCUCUGGACACUCAGUGGAUUGAAACAACCAAUAAAAAGGCUGCUCUUAAGCUGGAGAAACUUGACACAGACCUCAAGAACUACAAGAGUAACUCUAUCAAAGAGAGCAUCAGGAGAGGACAUGAUGAUCUUGGAGACCAUUAUCUGGAUCAAGGUGAUCUCAGUAAUGCCCUCAAGUGUUAUUCCAGAGCCAGGGAUUACUGCACCAGUCCUAAACAUAUCAUUAACAUGUGUCUCAAUGUUAUUAAGGUUAGCAUUCAUCUUCAGAAUUGGUCUCAUGUGCUGAGCUAUGUCAACAAAGCUGAGGCAACACCUGAACUGUCAGAGAAAGACACAAAAGAUAACUUAACAGUAGCUACCAAGCUUAAGUGUGCUGCUGGAUUAGCAGAACUCGCCACCAAGAAAUACAAACCAGCAGCCAAGUACUUCCUUCAGGCUUCCUUUGAUCAUUGUGACUUCCCUGAUCUGAUGUCACCAAACAACGUGGCCAUGUAUGGUGGGCUCUGUGCUUUAGCUUCUUUUGAUAGACAAGAACUGCAGAAAAAUGUCAUCUCCAGCAGCUCCUUCAAAUUGUUCCUAGAGCUGGAGCCACAGCUGAGAGAUAUCAUCUUCAUGUUCUAUGAAUCUAAGUAUGCAUCAUGUCUCAAGCUCCUGGAGGAGAUUAAAGAUAAUCUCCUCCUUGACAUGUACCUUGCUCCACAUGUCUCCGUCCUCUACUCACAGAUCAGGAAUAGAGCUCUCAUACAGUACUUUAGUCCAUAUGUAUCUGCUGAUAUGCAGAAGAUGGCAAGUGCAUUCAAUACCUCUGUAGCAGACUUAGAAGAUGAACUCAUGACACUCAUCUUGGAUGGCCAGAUCAAUGCAAGAAUCGACUCACACAAUAAGAUUGAUACAUUUUUUGGGCUUGAAUUCAGACUUUCAGACCCUUGGGAGAUACAUCUACAUCCACAGCAAACAUUUUCAAGAUCCACUUGUAACCUCAAGAGAGUAGUCAUAGUGUAGCUGACAGGCGACAUAAAAACAUUUCAUCCGUGGCAAAAACAAGGUUAUAGAUCUUUCUGUUUGGGCAUCUUUACAGUCUUUUCAAUAGUUGUUGGCAUUUUGAAAUGGCUAUUAUACAUUGGAAUUCAUAGUGAAGCCAGGUACAUGUUGUUAACGAUGCCAUAGUGCUGACUCUCUAAUCCUGUAACGAGAUGGCGAAGAGUGUCCAAAUUAUUAUACAUGUCUAUCCUCUCUUCCUGGGUGGAAACUCUAAAGAAGUUGUUGGCUUAUUCAUUGAGGUUUUUUUUUAUUGUUUGUUUCAAUGAAGAAAUGGGGGGUAAAAGUAGUGGGCACACCUAAACCAGAAGAAGAGAUAAGUUUUUGUUGUGGGGGAGGGGUUACAUGAAGAAAGGGGGAGGGGGCAUGAAAGGACUGAUAAAAAUCACUGCAAGCAAUAGGCUUCAGGGGCAAAUUCCAACAUGUAUUUCCAGACCCUGUCCAAUUUAAAGACAAUACCAUACCAUUUUCAGUUGACGUACUGGCAUAUUAGUAUUACUCACGUGCAAAUUUAUAUUGUGUAAUCCCAUACUCAUUAUGAUGAAUAGUUUUCACUACUUUUAAAAAAACAUUCAUACCACAACAUUUGCCAAGAAAUUUCCUGCUUACAUGUACAAGCACUCUUUAUUGAAGUAAGGAUCAUACAUGUACAUGUAUACCUAUCAUAUUUCUUUAACAUUUUUUGGUGAACAGUCAAAGUUGUGGGGUCCAAACAAAUGAGCAGCAUUUAUAAUUUACACAGUAAAUAAUGCAAACUGAUCAUGCCCUAAUUGCAGUGUUUACAGAAAUAAUUGCCAGUUAGUGAGAUUUGAUAAUGAAAAAUCUCACACUUAUUUCUCUACCAUUGGCAUAUCUACAGUGUACAUGAAUGGCAAUACAAAUUAUUAUACUUUUUCUCAAUUUGACUCAAAUUAGUGUGAUUAAUCUGCAGUAAUACAAGAAAUUCUCUGGCAUGCGAUAUGAUGGAUGGCACAUUACACAGUGAGCAGGAUGUACAAAAUUUACCAUUUUGUAGCUGUUUUGUGAACUAAAGCCUCAGAGAAAACUAAACACACAGAAUUUGCUGUUUUUUCAAAACAGCAAAGGGAGGGGAAAUGGCGAUAAAAUUGUAUGUUCCACUUAAUGCUGAUAACCACUGAAUUCCAAAGAGCUUUAUAGUGUCGGUAUUAUCCAGAUCAAAUCGGCUACCGAUUAUUGGGAUUAUUAGGUCCUCACUGGCAAAAAAUAUAUGCAGAUCUGUAUCUAGGUGCUCUCUCAAAAUUUGCUCCAAAUAUUUUGUAUCAUGGUGAAUUACUUAAAUGAUAUGCUUCUACAGUACUUUUGUAACAAUACCAUCAAUCUAUCAAUUUAUGGUUUGCAGCUAUGGGGUGUGUGUGACAGGGGUAAUAGUUUGUUUCGUAAGGCUUUGAAUCUACAUGUACAGUAGAUUGAAAUAGCCUUAUUUUACACUGUAAGUCUCUGAUCAUCUAUUUCUGAUGAAAAUGUAGGUUUACUCUGUGCUAUGACUAUUCUCCUAAAUUAUAAUUUGUGACUAUACAGUGCAUAAAACAAUUAACUCUUUGAAAAAAAAAUUCCUAUAAAAUGUAAUAUUGUAAAGCGUUUCCCUCACUUACAUAUUGGUGCAAGUCUGAUUAGAUGCUGAAAGUUGUUAAACAAGUAGUGUCUGCUUUAUUUUCAUGGACUAUAAAAUGCACAGAACUAUGAGUAUAAUGCUGAAAAUUUGAUCAAAAUUGGAUGUAAAAUAAGAAAGUUAUGACAUUUUCAAGUUUCGCUUAUUUUUUACAAAACAGCUGUAUGCACAAUUCAGUGGCAUGCAAAUGAGAGAGUCGAUGAUGUCCCUCACUCACUAUUUCUUUUGUGUUUUUUGUUUGAAUUAUACUAUAUUUUAAUUUUUGCAGAUUUGACAAUAAGGACCAACUUGACUGAACCACAUAGUAUCAAACAAUGCAAAUUCCACAUGUUUAGGGAGGAAUUAUUGUUGUUUCACAGGACAAUGAGGAAAAUUUUAGAAUAUUUCAUAUAAUAAAAUACGAAAGAAAUAGUGAGUGAGUGAGUGAUGUCAUCAGCCCUCUCAUUUGCAUACCAACCAGGAUGUGAAUAUGACUGUUUUGUGAAAUUAAGCGAAACUUCAAAAUGUCAUAACUAUCUUAUUUCACAUCCGAUUUUGAUGAAAUUUUCAGUGUUAUGCUUGUUGGAUUUUUCUCUUUUUAUUCAAAUCAACUGUUUGUUGGGGUGGACUUGUGACAAUUUAUGGUUUGCAGCUAUGGGGUGUGUGUGACAGGGGUAAUAGAUUGUUUCGUAAGGCUUUGAAUCUACAUGUACAGUAGAUUGAAAUAGCCUUAUUUUACACUGUAAGUCUCUGAUCAUCUAUUUCUGAUGAAAAUGUAGGUUUACUCUGUGCUAUGACUAUUCUCCUAAAUUAUAAUUUGUGACUAUACAGUGCAUAAAACAAUUAACUCUUUGAAAAAAAAAUUCCUAUAAAAUGUAAUAUUGUAAAGCGUUUCCCUCACUUACAUAUUGGUGCAAGUCUGAUUAGAUGCUGAAAGUUGUUAAACAAGUAGUGUCUGCUUUAUUUUCAUGGACUAUAAAAUGCACAGAACUAUG